UAAUAAAAGUUGGCGUAGUCUAAACGCCGACCCAGAGACCACUCUUAUACCUUAGCAGUGCGUAUAUAUAUAUAAACGCAGACAAUUAAUACCCGUCGCACAGACCCGCCUAAGAAUCCGAGAGAGAAGAAGAUUUUAACUCAUCGCGAAUAGAGAUAAUGCAGAUCUUCGUCAAAACCCUCACCGGCAAAACUAUAACCCUAGAGGUUGAGAGCAGCGACACCAUCGACAAUGUCAAAGCCAAAAUCCAGGACAAAGAGGGUAUUCCACCUGAUCAACAAAGGCUGAUUUUUGCUGGUAAGCAAUUGGAAGAUGGCCGGACCUUAGCCGAUUACAACAUCCAGAAAGAGUCUACUCUUCAUCUGGUCUUGAGGCUCAGAGGUGGAACUAUGAUCAAGGUCAAGACACUCACUGGAAAAGAAAUCGAGAUUGAUAUCGAACCAACUGAUACUAUUGAUCGGAUCAAGGAACGGGUUGAAGAGAAAGAAGGCAUCCCUCCUGUUCAACAAAGGCUCAUCUAUGCCGGGAAACAGCUUGCUGAUGACAAAACGGCCAAAGAUUACGCGAUAGAGGGUGGCUCUGUUCUUCAUUUGGUUCUUGCUCUUAGGGGUGGUCUUCUCUGAUCUUAUAAAUAAGAUUCAACAAACAUUGUUCCCUCCCUAUUUUCCUCCUAAUGUGGAAUUCAUGACAAAAAUAUGGAUAUGGGAAAUUUGAAUAUUAUGAUGUUUUCUCUGCUUGUGUUUGGAUCAUAUUACUUCUAUUUGGUAGUC
This is a messenger RNA of Arabidopsis lyrata subsp. lyrata, 770 nucleotides long. RefSeq names its product ubiquitin-NEDD8-like protein RUB2. Gene Ontology annotation, biological process: protein ubiquitination; modification-dependent protein catabolic process. Gene Ontology annotation, molecular function: ubiquitin protein ligase binding; protein tag activity. The transcript is spliced from 3 exons. NCBI's taxonomy places the organism in Eukaryota, Viridiplantae, Streptophyta, Magnoliopsida, Brassicales, Brassicaceae. Gene Ontology annotation, cellular component: nucleus; cytoplasm. The record is from RefSeq and is a predicted model, not a curated record. Bases 159 to 623 code for a protein of 154 amino acids.